AUGGCAGCGCCAAAUUCCGAGUGUGAUUCCAAGGAAAAUUCUCAGAAACCGAAUCCGGAAACAUUCCAGUUAUUUUCCUCCUCCGUAGGUUCUGGUUUCGGAUUCUUUGACGAUGUUUCACAACAAGUUAACGCUAUACCUCCUCCUCCUUGUGUUGAAGUUCUCGCUUCUGACUCCAAGGUUCCUUUAUUUGGAAAACCUAAAUUUGAGUCUGUGGAUUUUGAUGGGGUUACUUUGUUAAAGGGGCGAGUGAAUACUCAACAAGUGUUUGGUUUAUCCAACUCUGAUUUGGUUCCGGGUAAAUAUGAAGGAGGACUGAAGCUGUGGGAAGGUUCGCUUGAUUUAAUUAAAGCCCUUCGUUCGGAAAUUAAAAGUGAGCUUAUUUCAUUUGGUGGGAAGCGAGUAUUAGAGGUUGGAUGCGGUCAUGGACUGCCUGGAAUCUAUUCUCUGCUUGAGGGUGCGGCUGUUGUACAUUUCCAAGAUUUCAAUGCAGAGGUCCUACAGUCUCUCACCAUUCCCAAUUUAAAUGCAAAUUUUUCCGAAAAAUCUCAACCAUCAUCGUCACCUUUAGCAAACGACGCGCCAGAAGUUCGUUUUUUCGCUGGUGACUGGAGCGAAAUCGAUAAACUGCUCCUUCCAGUUGGUACAGAUGCAACACAGAUUAAAGAUUCUGGUUAUGAUUUUAUUCUCAUGGCAGAAACAGUUUACGCAAUCAGCAGUCUUCAAAGUCUCUACAAUCUUAUCAAGAAGUGUUUGAUACAUCCUCACGGAGUUGUAUACAUGGCUGCAAAAAAGUAUUACUUUGGAGUCGGUGGAGGAUCUCGGAGAUUUCUGUGUGUUGUGGAAAAAGAUGGUGUUAUGACUAGUAAACUGGUUGCUGAAAUUACAGAUGGUUCAUCUAAUGUGCGUGAAGUGUGGAAGCUUACAUUCAAGUAG
Messenger RNA from Lathyrus sativus (Indian pea), 936 nucleotides. The record is from the annotation of a GenBank genome assembly. NCBI's taxonomy places the organism in Eukaryota, Viridiplantae, Streptophyta, Magnoliopsida, Fabales, Fabaceae.